Gadus macrocephalus (Pacific cod) is the source of this 2442-nucleotide messenger RNA. It is a transcript of the gene sgo1, whose product is annotated as shugoshin 1. NCBI's taxonomy places the organism in Eukaryota, Metazoa, Chordata, Actinopteri, Gadiformes, Gadidae. Gene Ontology annotation, cellular component: nucleus; chromosome, centromeric region. Bases 156 to 2147 code for a protein of 663 amino acids. Gene Ontology annotation, biological process: meiotic chromosome segregation. The transcript is spliced from 10 exons. The record is from RefSeq and is a predicted model, not a curated record.
GUAACACUUUGCUGUGUGCCAAUCAUCAGUCGCAGCGGACAAUUUGAAUGUGAAGCAACAGAGAAAAACGGAAGCAUAACUGAAACACGCUACUUCUUUAUCUUAUUUACCUUCUAAACGAAUUUGGAUAUUAUUCAUGACAACAUAAAACAGAUAUGGCGAGGGAAAGGGGGCAGAAGAAAUCCUUCAAGCAAAGUCUGGACGACAUUAAAGAGAAGAUGAGGGAUAAGAGGACCAAACGGCUGGCUGGUGCCUCAGCCCCAAGAGGAAAGAGGAUUAACAAGACAAAUGUGUGUAACUCGAGCGGCAGCAUCCUUCAGGGGGUGCAGCAGAACAACACAGCGCUGGCGCUGGCCCUGCAGGCGGAAAAGGAGAAGCUGAGGCAGGCCUACGGGGUGGUCUUGCAGCUGAAGAGGGAGCAGCAGGCGCUGUUCCUCCACCUCUUGCUGCUCAAGAGGAGGCUCCGGGACCAGGAACUCACGGACCAGGACGCCACGGCAAGGAAGUGUGACUCCACUUCUAUUGAAGCUGCCUCCCACAAUCCUUUGGAAUUGUCAAGGCAAACACAGAUUACCUCUCACAAAUCCCCUGUAUCAGAAGAAAAGCCAGCUGUAAUUCAAGGACCCCCGGCACCUGAAGAGGCCGGGGAGAGUGCCUUCGUCUUCACCCUGCCCUCCACUGUGGGCGUGAGGCGCCGGAGAGCGGAGAGCUGCACCCGGAGACGCUCCCAGCAGACCCAGCAGCGGCGCUCGUUCAGCAAACCUGGGGGCUCUGUGGACACAGUGGCGGAGGGUAUGCUGGUGGCGGGGGGGCUGUUGACGGCGAGCCCCAUACACAGUGACUGUAGCGCACAGAACCCAAGAGCAUCACCUCCAGGAGGAGCGACAGCAGGGCCCGCCGACCCUAUCGGCUCCGAUCGGAUCCAGCACUCCACCCCCGGGCCGUUCCCUGCUAAAUCCACACACCAGCCGCAGCCUCGCAAGAAACACCCCCAGCAGCAACAGCCACAGCGGGUCAAACAAGAACCCGCCGCGCGGAACACCGAGAGAUCUCGCAAGGGGGAGCGGGCCCCUUUGAAGAAACCCUGGGAGAACACCAAGGUCAGCAGAACCCGCUCCAAGAGUCGGGACCGCUCAGCCAGGCCCCCGGCCGCACAGGGGCCGCCGGCCGACAAUCUCAACACCUCACUGGGCUUUAACGACACGUUCGACUUCGACUGCGAGGAGGCGGUCCACCUCACCCCGUUCAAGGCCAAGGCCGAGGCGGCACAGGCCGAGACGGCCGUCCACAGAGACGGGGAAGGAGAGAGCCCGCUGACGACGCCACACGCAGGUACCCCAGGGGAAUCCCCCACGGGGGAGCCCCCCCUGUCCUCGCCUGAGUCGGAGGGGGAGCUGUACGUCCCUCGGAGGGGCCGGAGGAAACGCAGCUCCCCAGAGAAGAGCAGGACGCUGCCUGGGCGCAGGGGGAGAAGGGUCACCAGGGUGGUCCUCCACCCACAACAGGAAGUGUCCGUCUUUAGAGACAAGGAAACAGAAAAUACGGCUAUGGUGCAAGAGAGUAAGGCGCCUCCUUGCCCUGAAUCCCCUGAUUGGAUGUCCUCCAGAAGCCCCGCCCCAAAAACGGCCAACCAGGAAAGCCCAUCAGAGCUCCAGCAGGUGGGCGUGCUGGUGGUGACGCCAGGCCUGAAGGCUGAGAUGAUGAGGAUAGACAGCGUCCUGUCCAUCUCCAUGGACCCUUCUUCUUCGGACCCCACGACCCCCGCCUUACCCAGCAAACGCCCCCGGAAGACCACCAACAUAUGCAAGAAACGUGGGUUUGGUGUGAAGUCAGUGGGGCGGGGCUUGAGUCUGUGUGAUGUGACCAACAUGUCCCCCACAGCCUAUUUGAAGGUCCCAGGAGCGGGGUCCCGCCCCUCCGACGGCUCCACACCCAGCCUCAAGAGACGCUGCACCUUGACGGUGGACUACAAGGAGCCGUCACUCGGCGCGAAACUGAGACGCGGUGACAAGCACACAGACCUGCAGUUCCUGCGGUCCCCGAUCUUCAAGCCGAGCCCAGGGGCCCGGCGGUCUGUGAAGGGGGCGUCCAGGAAGAGCCAGCAGCCGCUGCUCAAGUACAACGAGUCCUUUGUGGGAUGCCGCUGAUGCUUCCGGAUCUGCGCUUGUUGAUUUUAUGAGCAAUGUUUUUAUGUGAUUUGGAGCAGGCGGGAUUAUUGUGAUUAGAAACUGAAACUACUUUUCCAACCAAAAACGUAGUGAAUUGUACUUUUUUAGGUCAUUUCUUUUGUAAAUGGUUUCUGUGACCUUGAACUUCAUGUGGGCCUUAACUAAUGGGAGCGUCAGAAUCCCUAACUUGAGCCUUUUAUCGUCGAUGUCUUCAUUUCAUUUAACAUUUGUUUUUUGAUUUUUAAUGAUAAUAAACAUUGAGAUUAUAUAUACA